AUGGCGCGAACACGCAGAAGUAACCUCUCUGUGGAGGAUUCCUGGCGCAUGGUAGAUGGAGGUGAAAAUGAUAGUUUUGAUACGACUAUUAUUCAAGAUCCUUUCGAGGGCGACCCUAUCAUAUUCAGCAGCCAGUCACAACCAUCUCAACAGUCUCAGAUGACCUCGUCAUCCCAAGCCCAAAGUGUGGCAUCCCAAGACAGUAUUCGUGACUUUGCCAAUAAUGCGGAUGAAGACCGGGUUAUAUUACGAGCUCCCUUUCAGCCUUCACUUGCUCCCACUAGACAUACCUCUAUGGAUAAGGAUCGAACGCCUGUUCCGGAAUUCUUUAUGCCUACCGUUGAAAUUAACAGUGAACAAGGUAGUCGCCGUUCAUCAAGAUCUACCAAUCCUAUCAUGCACGAGUCGCGCUUUACCAAAAGAAGAGGCAACCGUCGAGACAGUGAUACAACUGCACGACAAUCUCAAUACCAGCAAGAUGAAUUGCUCCCAAGACCUUCACUUGCAGAGAGAUUUACAAGCUCUGUUCCCGGCUUUCUAUUCGAGCUUGCUUCCUGGAUCAUAGGUGUCCUUCGCAUGACUCUCCGAUACGCACAGUGGCCACUGGCUAUUCUCCUCGCCAUUUAUCUGAUCAUCGGCGCAACUAUAACGGCUAAAGACAUAAUUAUCAGCUCCGUUUCAGCGCCUCUUGCACCUAUAUGUUGGAUACCAGGCGUAUCUCUGGUUAACCUUCCGUUCUGCCCAAAGGAUUCACGCUCGGGAGUACGCGACGGCUCAUCGGUGGUUGAAUUCGAUGAGCUCAUGAACGUGCAAGCUCAAUUUGAGAAGGUGCUAGAAGAAUCGGCACAGGGUGUCUCAUUGCCGAUGGAUAUGAAGCGAUCAGAAGCCUCCGUCCGAGACCUACGUACAAUGGUCAAAUAUAGCGAGUUACCAACUCGCGCCGAGCUAGUCCACGAAUUUGAUACUUACAUUGAUAUCGUCCGGACUAGCGCCAACGACUUGCAAAUGUUCAACACCCAUGUCGGUGGUGCAGUCGAUAGCAUUAUUAGCAUCAACCGAUGGACAACGCGGUAUAUCGACUCGAUCGCCAUGAACCGCGAAGCCCAUAACAAUAUGCUAUCGCGCUUUAGUGACUGGAUUUUCUCCCCCUUCCAGGUGUCAGUAUUUGACGAGCGUGCUCUCUUAGACAAAUACAUCGAACACACAGCUUUAGUAUCGGACAAGAUUGCGAGCCUCAUUGUGGAGGCACAGGGAAUACUACGCCUACUUGGCGAAGCAGAGAAUUCACUACAGCUUAUAAAUGAGCAUGUCGUGCGCACAAGUAACGUGAUGAAGGAGAAGCAGAAUGAAGUAUUUUGGAACAUAUGGACGCUGGUGGGGGCUAACACCCGUCGCCUCCACAACAUAAGAGUACAGCUUGGCCUGCUGCAACAAGUCAACACGCAACGAAACUCAGCAGUCCAGCGGCUAGAUAGCUUAGUCCAUGACUUGUACGAUAUCCAAACGAAGCUAGGCGACCUGAGAGAUAGAGUCGCUGCCCCAGAACUGCUGGCAGACUCGACAACCAUACCUCUGGCGGUACACAUCGAGACUAUCAACGCUGGAGUCGAAAGGUUGGAGACCGCGCGUGGUCGUAUCCGAGCCGAGGAGAAUGAACGACUUCGACAAGCGCUACAGAGAUCAAGGGAGGAUGACCACUUAAUCGAUGGUUAA
Daldinia childiae is the source of this 1713-nucleotide messenger RNA. RefSeq lists its product as uncharacterized. The record is from RefSeq and is a predicted model, not a curated record. The transcript has a single exon. Bases 1 to 1713 code for a protein of 570 amino acids. NCBI's taxonomy places the organism in Eukaryota, Fungi, Ascomycota, Sordariomycetes, Xylariales, Hypoxylaceae.